Molecule: messenger RNA, 528 nt
Organism: Paramecium tetraurelia
Lineage: Eukaryota; Ciliophora; Oligohymenophorea; Peniculida; Parameciidae
Exons: 3
Source: RefSeq, a predicted model, not a curated record
AUGGAAUAAAAUCCUGUUCCUAUCUUUGAAUAGACAAAGGAUAAAACUAAGUAAAGAAAAGCUAUUGAUUAAGAGAUAAAAACAAAGCUUAUAUUGAGUGUGGUUAAUGAUCGCCUUCCCAUUUAUUAGGCAGCUAUUCUCCAUAAGGUUAAAUAUUCAUCUGCAAAACAUAUCCUCAGAAAUUACUUCAAUGACUCAGCUAACUUUUUCUCCACCCAAAGAAAGAGAAAGCGAAAAAUACUCUGCAAUAAUGUCUUUGUUUUAAUUGACGCAUGUUCUGGAAAAAUCAGUAUCAGGAAACAGUAACCUCAUUCGAUGUCCUGUGCUCACAAUGGAGUGACCCCAGUCUUGCAAUAAAAAUUCAUCAGCCAACUCUCUAAUGCCAUCUAUCAAGAAGUUCAUCCGAUUUAAAAAAAACUCAGCAGAUACACAAAUGAAGUCGAUCAUAUUCAAAAAGACUUAUAUAAGUUAUAUGAUAUCAUAAAAAGGCAGCAUAACGACAUGACGAAUUUAAAGGAAUAAUAUUGA